AAUUGGCUGCAUGUUCGGCAGGUUCACGAGUUCACAAAACAUCGCCAUUUUGGCUUCAGCAAUGGUGUGGAUUUUCUUUCUUUCUUGGGUAAUAUGUUUUUCUCGUAUGCAAGUCCAUGCUGCAGGAGAAGGCAAAAGGCCGCUGAUUUCCAUGAAUGGUCGCAAUUUAUCUGAAAAAGAGCUUAAGUUUGAGGAACAUGCACGAAGGGAACUUAUACCAGGCAGAUCCAGUUUCAUCAGUAUCGACUGUGGCAUAGAAAAUGGUAACGAUUAUACUGACAGCGAAACUGGAAUUAGUUAUACAUCAGAUACGCAAUAUGUUGAGAGCGGAGUAAACAUGAAAAUAUCUGAUUUAUUCUUGUCUCAAACUCAAAAUUAUCAAAAGCUGCUGUCAACUGUUAGAAGUUUUCCUGAAGGAAACAGCAGUUGCUACAGGCUGAAACCAACAGCAAAUGGUGGAGGCAACAAGUACCUGAUUAGAGCAUUCUUCAUGUACGGAAAUUAUGAUUUCAAAAGUCAACCACCACUUUUCAAACUCUACCUUAAUGCAAAUGAAUGGGAUGAAGUAAAACUGGAAAAUGCUUCUCAGAUUCUGAUCAAAGAAGUCAUACAUAAUCCUCCUACAGAUUAUAUACACGUCUGUCUUGUCAAUGUUGGCUCCGGAACACCUAUCAUUUCAGCACUUGAGAUAAGAGAGUUGAACAACACCAUCUACGAAACUAUGUAUGAUGAUUCGCUAAUCCUCUACAGAAGGUUAGAUGAAGGUGCAAGUUCAACGAUUAGCAACAAAUUCCGGAGGUAA
Molecule: messenger RNA, 802 nt
Organism: Coffea arabica (coffee)
Lineage: Eukaryota; Viridiplantae; Streptophyta; Magnoliopsida; Gentianales; Rubiaceae
Source: RefSeq, a predicted model, not a curated record